CAGGAAGAGAACCGCGGUAACCAGGAAGUGAACUCACUUGACUCCGCGUCAGGAAAGGGCGGUCCUUACUGAGCAGCGGGAAGUGAUACGGCGAGAGGCUGUCACGUGACCCCAGUCGAGUAGAGCUGAAAGGAUGGCGGCUGCUGAUCUGAGAGAUGAACUGAACUGCUCCAUCUGCCUGAGUAUUUAUACUGACCCUGUAAUGCUGCCGUGUGGCCAUAACUUCUGCCAGGACUGCAUUGGGAGGGUGCUGGAUACCCAGGAGGGAUCUGGGGGUUACACCUGCCCUGAAUGCAGAGAGGAGUAUCAGGAGCGCCCUGCCCUGCACAGGAACAGGACUCUGGGUAACAUAGCACAGUGUUUCCUUUCUGUUCACCCAGAGGAGGAUGGGACUGACAUCUUCUGCACUUACUGUGACUCUCCUGUACCUGCUGUUAAAUCUUGUCUACAGUGUGAGACCUCCCUGUGUGAUACUCACUUACAGAGGCACAACAUAUCUGUACAACACACCUUAACUGAGCCCACCAGUUCUUUUGAGGACAGAAAAUGCUCCAUCCACAGUGAAUUCCUGAAAUAUUACUGCACUGAAGAUGGAGCCUGUAUCUGUCCAUCCUGCUGCCUGACUGGGGAACACAGGGGCCACAGAAUGGAGCAACUAAAUGAGGCUUCUGAGAAGAAGAAAGAGAAACUGAGGAAUGAUCUGGAGAAACUGCCCCCAGAGAUAGAGGAGACUGAGGAGCAAAUCCAGAGACUGCAGGAGCGAAGUAGAGAAGUGACAGAAAAAGCAGCCGGUGAGACAGAGAGAGUCACUGCCCUGUUUGGAGACAUCAGGAAACAGCUGGAAGCCCUAGAGAUGCUACUCCUGAAUCAGAUCUUCUGGCAGAAAGAGAUGAUUUGCCUCCAACUCUGGGAGCUAAUGGAGGACCUGAAAGUAAAGAAGGACGAGCUCUCCAUGCAGAUCCGUCACAUUGAGGAGCUGUGCAAAAUGGCAGAUCCACUCAUUGUCCUACAGGAAUGGGAAUCAGAUGAGGAAGAGGAUAAAAAUUAUGAUGAAAGGGAUUACAAAUAUCUGGAUGUCGAUCAGAUCUCAGAGACAUUACUCACAGGCUUAGCUGGGAUUGUGACUGGGGUAAAGGGAAAGAUCUAUGGGCAGGAGGCUACAGACCUGUUACUGGAUAUAAACACGGCUCCUAAUUAUCUCGCUGUAUCAGGGGACAGGAAAUCUGCAUCUAGGACAACAAUAAAUCAGUGUUAUCCACUCACAGAACAGAGAUUUAUAAAAUAUACUCAAGCUUUAAGCACCAGGCAUUUCCUUUCAGGGCGACAUUACUGGGAAGUGCAAUGCAGCGAAUCAGGGGGCUGGAGCAUCGGGAUGUCAUAUGCCAGUAUAGAAAGGGAAGGAGACCUGUCCCGUGUUGGUUUUAAUGACAAGUCCUGGUGUUUGACCAGACUCAAGGAUGAGUAUUUGGUGGUGCAUGACCAUAACAUUACAGAAGUAGGAUACCCUGUUACUUCCCAGAGAAUCAGAAUCUCAUUGGACUAUGAGGCCGGAUGUCUGUCUUUUUAUGAGCUGAGUGAGCCAAUCAGACACUUACACACCUUCACUGCCUCCUUCACUGAGCCCCUUUAUGCAGCAUUUUCCAGUUUUAAAAAGUCCUGGGUGAGAAUUUGCAGCUAGUCCUAUUGAUAUGCCUUAUAGUACAACAUUUUAGUCCACAAAAGGCCCCAGUCCUUCCUGGCCCAGCCCAGUUUCACCUUAAAACAUCCCCUAUCUGUGCUGGUAAACCUUUGGGAGACAUUAUAAACCAUACCGCCCAGUAUUUAAACUUUAAACAGAAUUGGCAAUGAAGUUUACAACCCUGAUUCUACAGACCUGCUCUAUGCAUCAAAACCCAGUCAGCCAUUCCGUAAGGCCUGCCCCUUCUGGGGUCUUUAAUUUGGGCCUGUCAUAGAAAGUGGGACCAUUGGGAGGUGUGAUACACUGACAUCAUGUAUAACUAUAAGGAGGAGGUUAUACAUAGAGGAGGUCAGGGGAGAUUUCAUGAACUGAUUGUGUCAUCAACCCUGAGACGAUUUAUCCACUGUGUGUGAAAGUGAACUUCUGUGUUAAGGGGGACAUAAAAUGUAUUUAAAAAUCACAACUCCUUGUUUUGUUUAUACGGGUCAGGGUGUGACUCUAAUUACAUAUGGUUUACAAAUAAAAUUGGGUAACUUCUGA
Molecule: messenger RNA, 2218 nt
Organism: Xenopus laevis (African clawed frog)
Lineage: Eukaryota; Metazoa; Chordata; Amphibia; Anura; Pipidae
Product: E3 ubiquitin/ISG15 ligase TRIM25
Exons: 2
Coding region: 134-1678 (514 amino acids)
Source: RefSeq, a predicted model, not a curated record